Pollicipes pollicipes is the source of this 886-nucleotide messenger RNA. Its product is annotated as prominin-1-like. Lineage: Eukaryota; Metazoa; Arthropoda; Thecostraca; Pollicipedomorpha; Pollicipedidae. The transcript has 7 exons. The record is from RefSeq and is a predicted model, not a curated record. The annotation marks the transcript as partial. Gene Ontology annotation, cellular component: membrane.
UGCUGGUGACGGCCAUGUUCCUGGUGGGAGGCCUGACCCAGUUCUACCUGUGCGCCGGCCUGGCCGAGCCGUCCUCGCCCGCCGGCGGGCCGGCGCUGCUCGAGGCCGUCUUCCCGGCCGACGAGCUGCUGCCGCAGCUGGCCGCCACCGGCUUCGACCUGGCCGACGUCAUCAGGAGAUGUCACCAGAACCAGUCGAUCUACACCGUGCUGCACCUGGAGCCGCUGUACGACCUCUCCGAGCUGGGCCGCUACAAACAGCAGCUGGGCAUCGACGAGCAGCUGGAUGCCCUCCGCAACCAGAUACAGGUGGACACCGACGUCGAGAUCCUCACGCCGCUGGGUAAGGAGCAGCUGUACGAGCUGGCGCGCUCCGACGUCGCCCGCAUCAACUACACCGCCUUCACGCUCACGCUGGAGGACCGCAUCACGGCCGUCGAGCUGGGUCAGAUGGGUGCCGCGCUAGAGGCGUCCGCCAACCUGCUGCCGCCGGCCGAGCGCUCGGCGGCCAACCGGCUGCGCAACCAGGCCACCAUCCUGGGCGCCCAGCAACUGGUGGUCGACCAGAUGGCCGACAUUGUCGUCUCGCUGAGGAACGCCACCGUGUCGCUGCAGGAGCACGUGCGUUUCAACCGCACCAACGUGACGGAGGCCGUCCGGGAGCUGAUCGACCAGGCGGAGUCGGCGCAGCAGUACCUGCGCACGCGCGGCGGCUCAGAAGUCAUACAGCUGGCGGACGAGUACGCGGCCGAGUUCCUCAUGCACCUGGACGAGUUCACGGCGCGCGUGGAGGGCGGCUUCCGACGCCGGCUGGGCCGCUGCUGGCCUCUGCCUGACUUCGCCUCUACCGGCAAGACGGAGCCCUACUCGGAGGCCUUCGUCGACAA